Phodopus roborovskii (desert hamster) is the source of this 2118-nucleotide messenger RNA. Its product is annotated as zinc finger protein 709. Gene Ontology annotation, biological process: regulation of transcription by RNA polymerase II. The record is from RefSeq and is a predicted model, not a curated record. Gene Ontology annotation, cellular component: nucleus. The coding region runs from base 1 to 1416 and encodes 471 amino acids. Gene Ontology annotation, molecular function: RNA polymerase II cis-regulatory region sequence-specific DNA binding; DNA-binding transcription factor activity, RNA polymerase II-specific. The transcript is spliced from 5 exons. NCBI's taxonomy places the organism in Eukaryota, Metazoa, Chordata, Mammalia, Rodentia, Cricetidae.
AUGCCUUCCACUUUGUGGAUUCUGGAGAUCGAAUACAAGUCGUCAGGCUUCGCAACAAACCACCCCAGUCAGGAAACAGUGACCUUUGAGGAUGUGGCCGUGAACUUCAGUGAGGAAGAGUGGGCCUUGCUGGACAUUGUCCAGAAGAAUCUUUACAGAGAUGUGAUGCAGGAAACCUACAGGAACCUGACUUCCAUAGAAACAGAAUGGGAACAGUGGGAUUUAGAAGCUUACUACAGAAGUCUAAAGAGAAAUCUCAGAAUCCAAGUGAUAAAGAGAGACCGUGAACUUACAGACAAUGGCCAGCGUAGAGAAUCUGUAGCCCAGAAUCCCUUUGGUAUCACCAACAAAACACCUGAACCCACACUUUCUGCACAUCACAUCAGUCAGUUAUCCCUAAAGAGGCACGUUACAUUCAACUCUAAACAAAGACCAUGUGACUACCAGAAGUAUGUAAAGAAAUACUGUGAAUGCAAAGCAUGUGGUAAAAUCUUUAUGUGUCCUAUCUCCCUUAAAAACCAUGAAAAGCUCCACACUGGAGAGAAACCUUACAAAUGUUUGCAUUGUGAGAAAGCAUUUAGUUAUCGCUACUGUGCUGAAAGGCACAUGCUAACUCACAGUGCAGACAGGCAUAAAUGCAAGGUGUGUGGGGAAACAUGUCCUAGUGCUGAAGCCCUUCGGGCACAUAAAAUCAUUCACUCUGAAGAGAUACCUAAAUGUAAGGACUGUGGGAGAAUGUUCUGGACUUCCAGUUCCCUUGAGGUCCAUAAGAGGCUUCAUACAACAGAAAAACUUUAUGAAUGUAAACACUGUGGGAAGACGUUCAAGAGUUACUGUUCCUUUCAACUACACAAAAGAAGUCACACUGGGGAGAAGCCUUACGAAUGUAAGCAGUGUGGGAAAACCUUCAGACAUUCCAGCCAUGUUCAAGCACAUAAGAGAAUUCAUACUGGAGAGAAACCCUAUGAAUGUAAGCAGUGCGGAAAGACCUUUACUUCUGGCCAUUGUGCAAGAAGACAUUUAGGGACACACAGUGGAGCCUGGCCUUACAAAUGUGAGGUAUGUGGAAAAGCUUACCCUUAUGUUUAUUCACUUCGAAACCAUGAAAAAUCCCAUGCCAAAGAGAAACUUCAUGAAUGUACACAGUGUGGGAGAGCCUUUAAAUAUGUUGCUUCCUUACGAAACCAUUUGACCACUCACACUGGAGAGAAGCCAUAUGAAUGUAAGGAGUGUGGGAAAGCCUUCAGCUGUUCAAGUUACAUGCAGAAUCACAUGAGAACACACAAUAGACAGUCCUAUAAAUGUGAAGAAUGUGGUAGGGCAUUCUCUUACUCCAAAAGUCUUCGUAGACACAUGAAUAUACACAGUCACUUGGUGGAUGGCAAGUAUGAGUUAGAAGGGAUUGAGUAUAAGUAGAAGAGCUCCACACAUUCAAGUUCCUCAUAGGUAAGAAUGAGCCUAUGAGUAUAGUAUGUGUUGGAAAGUCUGCAUUGGUUUCAGAAGUGUGUGCCGUAGUUUAUGUCAGCCCUGUAAGUGGAAAGCAUUGUGAGGAAGUAUUUUGGCACUGAGAACUUGGUGGAAAUGAAUACUAACUGAAAGCUUUUUGCCCAUCCUUGUUAGCACACGAGGGAAGAAAUCUAUCCCUGUUAGCUGUAUGGGAAAUUCUUGUCUUGAAUGUCAGCAGUGUGGGAAAGUCUUCAAUAAGCUCUACUGCAGACCCAGACUCUGUAAAUGGAGGAGUACUUGGAUUCUUCCAAUGUUAACAUUUCCAAACCCCCAAAUCUCAUAAAACCUGCUGAUUCCAAUGCUCCCCAGAAGCCACAAUUCUGAUAGUGUCCUGAGGUCUUUCUCAGUAGCUCACUGAUAGUGUCAGUAUACUGUGGAUUUCCAAUUCUUUUUUUUUUUUUUUGGUUUGUUUGUGUUUCAAGACGGGCCUUCUGUUGGUAUUUUGGUUUAGUUAUACAUGUUUAAUCAACAGUUUUUCAGUGAUUUUGUGAUUAAUGGACCAAUAAAAAGAUGACUUUGUAAAUGUCCAGAUUUUGUUAUAUGCCUCAGCUAGUUAUGGCUGUACCCUAUCAUUUAUGUAUUCCAUAUUUGUUUUCUAAUAAAAAAUGUCUU